AUGAAUUUGUUGUUGUGUGUUUCUUGCUAAAGUCCCGGUUGAAGAAAGAAAAUAUAUAGUUAUAAAAACCAAAUAAAUAAUAUUCUGUUAUUAAAAGUUAAUAGUGGAAUUAUAACUAUGAAGUUAACUAUUUUUACUGUGCUAUUUGUAUCGAUCCUGAACGAAAGUCUAGCUAUAUGGUGUUACCAGUGUACAGCAGCUACACCGGGCUGCACAGAGCCCUUUAACUGGCGCGGAGUGGGAUACCUCGGCAACCCAUGUCCGGACCAAGACGACAUUUGUAUCAAGCUCAUUGAAGUUAAAGGAGCGCAAAGGGUGAUAACAAGGGAUUGCUUAAGCAAUUUCAAAGCGUUCCGGACUGAUAUACCAGCGGACACCUAUGAAGGAUGCAGACCAGCUGCAAAAGAUGUCAAUUUGGCGCACUAUGUCAAUAACUCCAUAAAGGAGUUGGAUAUAAAGAGAGAUUGGUACGACGAAACAACAUGGUGUUUCUGCUUCCUCGAUCACCGGUGUAACAGCGCUCCAGUCGUGCCCAUAUCAAUGGCGUUACUAAUAUCAUCGACCUUAUUGCUGUCAUUCUUCAAAAUACACAUAUUCUGACAACCAUUCAUUGUUGCUGAUGGCAUGACGUUGCGAAUCUCAUAGGUAUGUUCAUUUUAUACAUUUCAUAAUUAUUAUCUUGAAAAUCAGUACAAAACAAUCUGCCUUAAUUUUACAUUAAAACAAUCUAAAAUAUCAACAGAUAUAACUUUGAGUUAUAUUAAGCCCAAGAUAGCGACAUGAAUGUAAAUGUUUUUAUACUAGUGAAAUUUUAUAACCACCAUAAAUACCUAAGCUUGCUUUUAAUGCUAAAAUUGUAGUAGCUAAACCUUUAACUACUUUAUGUGAAUAAGCUAUUCCGUCCAAAACUGUGUGAAUAAAUGUAGAAAUAAGUAAAGAAUAUAGAAAAUUAAGUCUAGAUAAUAAUAGUGAUGUCACUAGUGCCUGUCACAGGAUUAUUAUCAUAUCAAAAAUGUUAUUAUGUACAUACAAACAAUAUUGUAUUGUAAUAGAGUAUUAGUUGACAU
Ostrinia furnacalis (Asian corn borer) is the source of this 1067-nucleotide messenger RNA. It is a transcript of the gene crim, whose product is annotated as QVR superfamily protein crim. The transcript is spliced from 4 exons. Bases 118 to 600 code for a protein of 160 amino acids. The record is from RefSeq and is a predicted model, not a curated record. Gene Ontology annotation, biological process: regulation of synaptic transmission, cholinergic; positive regulation of voltage-gated potassium channel activity; sleep. NCBI's taxonomy places the organism in Eukaryota, Metazoa, Arthropoda, Insecta, Lepidoptera, Crambidae.